AUUCUGUGCUAGCUGCUGAUCUCUUGCAUGUUGAUUUUUGUAAUAGCAUCUUUGCCACUCGUCAAUCCUCCCUUUCCCUCUCCUCUGCAACCUUACCAAAUUUGCUUACAUCUUCUUUUUCAUUUUCUGCCCAGAAACUGUCCUCUUCUUCUAUUCUCUUUCCACACACUAGCUGCUUGUUUCCUCUCUUUGAUGGUUUUCAAUCUCACUUUCUCUUGAAAUCCCUCUUCAAGAUCACAGAACAGAAAGCCCUUCUGUACCAUCUUCUUCAAUCCACAUAUAUAACAUGUUCUCUCCUCACCUAAAUAUUGAUGAAGAACCAAAGGCGAGUUUUCCAUUAACUGAUUUAUCUUUAAGCACUGGUGUAGUCGUCCAGAGAGCCCAACAAUGCAAAAUUCUUUCUAAUGUUGGAGACAAGAUUCAGCCCAAAAGCAUCUCCUACACCAGAAAUUAUCAACACCCAUUUGAAUCACAAGAAAGUCUGAUUCGAUUUAAGAAGCAAAGAAGCCUGGAUGGUGCAGCAUUAACUAUAGGAACUGGUUCUAGUUCAGACCAGUUUAAAAUAAGUGGGCUUGAUCAAACUGACGAAAGACUCAGGUCAGCUGCUAGUUUUAGUGCUGGAAGUGGAGUAUAUGGAGGCGAAUAUGCAAGGAACGAGCCAACCCAAGUUACGAAUCUAUUCGGUGCAUGUAAUGCAAGUGAAGUGAGAGGUAUUGAUAAGGCAAGAAACGUACCCUACCAUCAAUUUGUUGAUGGGUUGAUUAUGAGGAAUGAAAAUGGCAACAGAAUGAGUGGUUAUGGUGGACCUGAAGUGAAUGUUGUUAACAAAGGAAGCCCAUAUCAACAAUCAGUAUUGUGUGGGGGGCUCAACACUAGUGAAAAUAGCAAAAGAAUGAGUUCUUAUGGCAGAGCUGGUGCAACUUUUAUUCAUACCCCAGCAUCUGAGAAAAUCCGCCACAGAAUGAUAAAAAAUCGAGAAUCAGCUGCCAGAUCUAGAGCAAGAAAUCAGGCUCUGGAAGCUCAACAACAAUUGGAAAAUACAGCACUCAAGAAAGAGAAUGAUCUCCUAAAAAGGAUUGUAAGGGUAUAAUUUAAGUAGCAAUUUGAUUUUGUUGAAAGUAUUUGACCAUUUAGUUACCAUUUGAGAUCCCCCCAUGUUGGUUAAACCAGAUGGAACAUAUUAAAUUCAUUCACAUCAUUGAAUUUGAAAAUGAUGGCUAGUCAGAAUUUCAGAAUAUAAAAAGUUCAGGAUAUGUAUUGUUAUUUGAAAACCAGCAUAAGAGGAUUCAAAUGAUGUUGAACUUAGUUUCUAAAUUUAUAUCGACUCUUUAACUAUAGGAAAGUAAGAUAUUGUCAAUGGGUUUUGAUGCUUUGCAGUUUCUCUUAGCAAUUGUGAGGACAAAACGCACGAAGUUGCCAAAACUUUCAAGGAGUUUCUCAGCGCCAUUCUAAAUGACACAACAGAAACGAAUCAAUAGGAACAAAUAGCGUGUGUGUAAAUGGAUGAAAGUGUUGCUAGGCUUGUGACUUUUGAGUCAUCAAUAUGAAGCACCUGCCAGUUUAGCCCUGGUAGUAAGUACACCUCUUAACAUGGACAAGGUCCAAGUCUCCUUAAUUUUCCCAGUUUUAAUGUAAAUAAGAAUACUAAAACUGUUGAUACUGUUUGUAUAUGUCAUGCGUCUAACAGUAGCAAGUCUUGAAGCUGUAUGAAUCUAGUAUCAAGCACUGUCACUGCUGGAUCAAUCAUAUCUUCUGUAUGUUAGAAGCAACAUAUGUAAGCUAGCAUAUGACCUGAAUAUAUGAACCCCCCACUGCCUGCAAA
Hevea brasiliensis (rubber tree) is the source of this 1822-nucleotide messenger RNA. RefSeq lists its product as uncharacterized. The coding region runs from base 287 to 1090 and encodes 267 amino acids. The record is from RefSeq and is a predicted model, not a curated record. Gene Ontology annotation, molecular function: DNA-binding transcription factor activity. NCBI's taxonomy places the organism in Eukaryota, Viridiplantae, Streptophyta, Magnoliopsida, Malpighiales, Euphorbiaceae. The transcript is spliced from 2 exons. Gene Ontology annotation, cellular component: nucleus. Gene Ontology annotation, biological process: positive regulation of DNA-templated transcription.